This is a messenger RNA of Phycomyces blakesleeanus NRRL 1555(-), 1011 nucleotides long. RefSeq lists its product as hypothetical. Lineage: Eukaryota; Fungi; Mucoromycota; Mucoromycetes; Mucorales; Phycomycetaceae. The transcript has 5 exons. The record is from RefSeq and is a predicted model, not a curated record. The coding region runs from base 1 to 1011 and encodes 336 amino acids.
AUGUCUACAAUCGCAAAGCUUUCCUACCACGAGUGCAGUAUCUGCCACAAACGCUACACAAACAAGAAACUUGUAGCCAAGUGUGAAGUUCAAUGCCUGGAAAAAGUUUAUAAAGAGAUGAAUGAUACCCAAAGUUUGCAAGUUGCUUCUGUUUUUGAGCAGACCCAUGAUAAAAAAGAUAAAUAUACAAAUGUAUCCAAUUGUGAUAUUGAACAUGAGGAUUCUAUGGAAAAUGAUUUGGCAAUCAUGGAUGUUACUGAAAAUGUCAUUGAUGAUACUUCUCCUCAGUUGGUUUAUGACUUUAGUGCUCCUGUUCCUGUUUCUGGCUACAACAAUGCAAAGAAUCUUGAGCUUAUGAAGAUUAUCAAAGAGUUUAGCAUUUCCCAGAAGACCUACAUUAGUCUGGCAAAACACUUCAAUGAAAUUCUCAGCAGAUCAAGUGAGAUAUCAUAUAGAGCUUGUACUCCCUACCUUGGUACCAAACUUCUUUUUCGAUUUCUUGGUGUCGAUGAGGAGACAUACCACAUUUGUUGCAAUGGGUGUAUGUUAUACAACAACGAUCAGCAAACGGAGUGCCCAUUACAAGACCAGCAAGAGAAGCCAAUAUGCUGUUUCAAGCACUUUGAUGAGGUGGCUUCAUCUAGCAAAAAAGGGCUAACUGGUCAAUAUCCCUUCUACUUACUGGAUUCCUUCUCUGAUCUGUUCUUCUUUGCAUUAGAUGAAAUGCACACCAUUUGUCACAGCAUUGGCAAACAGGUCUGGAGGCUCGUGUGCAGCAAGUAUGAAAAAGAUCAUCCUCUCUCUCUCUCCCUUGCUGCUCAGAAAGAAAUUGGUACUGCCAUAGUGUCAACCAGAAGAAGCAUUCUGACAUCUUUCCACAGUGCUUGGAUAAAUGUUACACGUGUCCAUGACCAAGCUGCCCAUAAGACAUUGUUUGACCUGGUGCAGACAUGCAAUCUACUUAUGAGCUGGGAGUUAUUAGCAGAGGAGCAAACCUUAAUUAAAACAUAA